UAUUGAUAAUGCAAUCGAAAAGAAAGUUUCUUAAUUUACAAUAGGAACCUUUCAACCAUAAAACUCCAUUUACCAUUGGAGUUGGGACAUCUUCAAACUUUUAUCAAGUCGUAAUCUCUUUUGCAUACUCUCUCUGCUUCAAACAGUAGCCAUGAAGACGAUCUAUUGGUUCUUUCUUCCCUUGAUUUUCUUUCCUCUCUUGGCCUCAUGUUUAGAGAAACAGGUGUAUAUAGUUCACUUCGGGGAGCACAGUGGGGAGAAAGGAUUGCAUGAGAUUGAAGAAACUCAUCAAUCAUAUUUGUAUUCCGUGAAAGAAACGAAAGAAGAUGCUCAAUCUUCCCUUCUUUACAGCUACAAGCACAGCAUCAAUGGCUUUGCUGCAGUGCUCACCCCAGAUGAAGCCUCCAAGCUCUCUGAAAUGGAAGAAGUUGUAUCAGUGUUUCCUACACGCUCAAGAAACUACUCCCUGCAGACCACUAGGUCAUGGGAAUUUGUAGGGUUAAAUGAGGAAGAGGGCCUAUCAUCAGGGCAUGAAUCCAAUAUGGGAAGAGAAGACUUGUUGGCUAAAGCUAGCUAUGGCAAAGAUGUCAUUAUUGGAGUAUUGGAUAGCGGUGUGUGGCCAGAAUCAGCGAGCUUCAGUGACGAAGGAAUGGAACCCAUCCCAGAGUCGAAAUCAUGGAAAGGAAUCUGCCAAGAGGGAGUCGCUUUUAACUCAUCCCACUGCAACAGGAAGAUAAUUGGAGCCAGAUACUACGUGAAGGGUUUUGAGCACGAGAAAGGUACAGUAAAUGCGACGGAAGACUACCUCUCACCACGAGACAUGGACGGCCACGGGAGCCACACGGCGUCCACCGCUGCUGGCCGACAAGUCCCCGACGUUGCUGCCCUUGGUGGGCUGGCAAGAGGCACAGCGUCCGGAGGGGCUCCUUUGGCCCGACUCGCCAUAUACAAGGUCUGCUGGGCGAUACCUAACCAAUCAAAAGCCGAUGGAAACUUAUGUAUGUUUGAAGAUAUACUUGCAGGCAUUGAUGACGCCAUAGCUGAUGGUGUUGACAUAAUUAGCAUCUCCAUUGGAACCAGUGAUCCUGUGCCUUACGAAGAGGAUUACCUUGCAGUCGGUGCAUUGCAUGCUGCGAAGCGCAACAUCCUUGUGGUUUGUAGUGCUGGGAACAACGGUCCUGCCCCUGGAACAUUGUCUAACCCGGCGCCUUGGCUGAUGACUGUUGGUGCUAGCAGCUUGGACCGGGCAUUUUUGGCACCUGUCAUGCUAGGGAAUGGUCGGGAAAUUAUGGGACAAACUGUUGCACCAGACAAGUUGGAAAAUGAGAUGUACCCAUUAGUUUACGCAGGAGAUGCAGUGUUCCCUGAUGUGCCUCAAAACUCUACAGGGCAAUGCCUUCCUGGUUCCCUUAACCCUGAUAUGGUCAAAGGGAAGAUUGUGGUGUGCAUGAGAGGUGCCGGACGGAGAUUAGAUAAAGGCUUAGAAGUGAAAAGAGCUGGUGGUGUCGGUCUCAUCUUAGGCAACGCAGAGGCCAAUGGAAAUAGACUAUCAUGUGACCCCCAUUUUCUUCCUGCAUCUGCUGUGAGUUACAAUGAUGCGACUAAGAUUCUUGAAUACAUCAGGUCUACAGAGAAUCCGAUGGCAACCAUCAGUCCAGCCCAGACAGUAAUGCAUUAUAAACCUGCACCCUUCAUGGCUGGAUUCACCAGUCAGGGUCCAAAUGUGAUUGAUCUCAAUAUUCUCAAGCCUGAUAUCACGGCUCCAGGAAUUCAGAUUUUGGCAGCAUGGAGUGAAGCAUCAUCUCCCACAAAGUUGGAAUAUGAUCACAGAAUAGUGAAAUAUAACUUUGAUUCAGGAACUUCCAUGGCUUGCCCUCAUGUUUCUGGUGCAGCUGCACUUCUCAAAGCCAUACACCCCGAUUGGAGCGUUGCUGCUAUAAGAUCUGCUCUGAUGACCACAGCCCGGAUAACAAACAACUUAGAUCAGCUAAUUAGAGAUGAAGUUGGCAAUACCGCAACUCCCUUCCAAUAUGGAGCCGGCCAUUUCCAGCCUAUUAAGGCAGCAGAUCCAGGUCUCAUAUACGAUGCCUCGUAUGAUGAUUACCUUCUCUAUCUCUGCAGCCUUGGCCUAAACAAGUUGGACUCUACAUUUAAGUGCCCUGAAGAUCCACCUUCACCGGUCAACCUCAAUUAUCCAUCGUUUGCAAUUCCCAACCUUAAUGGCACUGUCACUAUUACGAGGACAGUCACAAAUGUUGGUUCCAGCAACAGUAAAUACUAUUUUUCAGUCAAACCACCACCCGGAGUCCAUGUGAAGGCCUCACCAAGUAUUUUGUUCUUCGACCAUAUAGGCCAGAAGCAGAGCUUCAGCAUAACAGUAUCCCCUAAAGAUUUUGGUCCCAUAGCGAAGAGGUCUGCGUAUGGGUUUGGUUUUUACACUUGGACUGAUGGAUUCUAUCGUGUAAGAAGUCCCAUGGCAGUGUAUUUACCAUAAUUAUAGGCUCUUCGUUUUUAUGGGGCAAAGAAUUAGUAGAAAACUGUGCUCAAGGAAACUACUAGUAUAGGAUUUGUUUUAGCAAUUGUAUAAAGUAACUCUAUUCUUUCACUAAAUUUCCCCAUAUUCAUAUGACUAUAACCAAGACUUGCUCCAUUUUCUCA
Messenger RNA from Theobroma cacao (cacao), 2658 nucleotides. Its product is annotated as subtilisin-like protease SBT5.6. The record is from RefSeq and is a predicted model, not a curated record. NCBI's taxonomy places the organism in Eukaryota, Viridiplantae, Streptophyta, Magnoliopsida, Malvales, Malvaceae. Gene Ontology annotation, molecular function: serine-type endopeptidase activity. Gene Ontology annotation, biological process: proteolysis.